This is a messenger RNA of Pelobates fuscus (common spadefoot toad), 2271 nucleotides long. RefSeq names its product E3 SUMO-protein ligase KIAA1586-like. The transcript is spliced from 4 exons. The record is from RefSeq and is a predicted model, not a curated record. NCBI's taxonomy places the organism in Eukaryota, Metazoa, Chordata, Amphibia, Anura, Pelobatidae. Bases 1 to 2271 code for a protein of 756 amino acids.
AUGUCGGAGCCAAUAAUGAUUCAUUUUAUUUCAUCCAAUUGUGCUGAUUUGUGCCUUACCCUGCACCUCACAGUCACCGGACCACCCCACCACUGCCAGCAGAGACAACAGAGGAAAGAGUUUUUCUCAAAAAUAGAAAUUAGCAAACGAAAAAGCAGCAUUACGGAUUUCUUCACGAAGGCAUCCAAUAAAAAAUUACAUGCUGAUUCUGCAAGUUGCUCCACUCAGUCUGAGCCUUUGCUUCAGGCGGUGGUGUCCGCUGCAGAAACUACACCAGUCAGUGAACCGGCUGUAGUGGACAAGGUUACUGAUGUAGCUGAAGAUGCCGAUGUCAGUGAUAACAUUCUUCCAGAAUGUUGGGACCAGAAUCAGUGGCUAGAAUUAAAAAAAAAGUACCCUUGGCUGUUUGUAGACAAUGGUCUUUUAGGGUGCAAAGUGUGUUGCGAGGUUAAACACCUUGGAGUGUCUGUUUCACAGGGUGUAUCCAUUUCUAAAGAAUGGAGCACUGGUACAAUUACACCAUAUGGCAAAACAAAAAAAGAUGUGUUGACCUCACUACGUAAAAAAAUCCACAUACAUAAGAUUUCAGAAGCACAUGUAAAGGCAGGAGAUAUCCAAGCAGUAUCCAGAAAGGAGAUUCUGCAAUCCAAUAUUGCUGAACAGCAGAAGCAUAAGUUUGCGUCCACUACUAAGGUAUUUCGCACUGCUUACUUUUGUGCGAAAAAAAAUCGCCCGUUCACAGACUUCAGAGAUCUUAUGAGCUUGCAGGUUGCAAAUGGAGCUGACUUAGGAUGUAUUCUCCAUAGUGAGUACACAGCAGCACAAAUAAUAGAUUGCAUUGCUAGUGAAAUGAGAAAAAAGCUUUGCAAAGCAAUUGUUGAGCAGACUCCAAAGAUUUCUGUUUAUAUUGAUGAGUCUACAACCGUGUUAAUAGUUUAUAUUCGUGCCUCUGUUAACGGAAAAGACCCAGUCACUUUCUUUCUCGAUUUGCUUGAUUUGCCUAAAGCAGAUGCACAGUCUAUUGAAGCCACUCUUCUGGCUUGUCUUUUUAAAUUUGGGUUCAGUAAUGACUUUCUUGCCGAGAACUGGAUUGGGGCUUGCAGCGAUGGUGCAAGUGUAAUGCUUGGAAGAAAGUCGGGUGUUCUGGAACGACUCAGUCAAAAAUAUCCAAAGAUUUUGUAUGCUGUGUAUCAUCAGUCACCAAAAAAUCUGGCAGAGCUCUCAGAAUGUGCAAAAGAAUUAGAAGUGCAAAUUCUUAAAAUUGGAAAAGUUUUUUCAGUUAGAUGGGUUGCUUCAAGCCAGAGAGCUAUACGAGCAGUUUGGGAGUCAUACCCUGCCCUACACAGUCAUUUCUUGAAAGCAAGCUUAAGCUCAGCUCAUAACAGUAAGCAGAAAUCUGUAUUUAGUGGCCUUAACAAGGUCUUGACAUCAGUAGAUUAUCUGUUAAACCUUGCAGGGGUUGCGGAUGCUGUUCAGGAAAUGGGACUGUUAUCUGAAGCUCUGCAAAGAGAUGACAUCACACUUCCACGAGCCUAUCAGCUGAUUAAUCGUUCAGUUCGUGCCAUUGAAAAAAUGAAAGACAUGCCUGGCAAACAUCUGAAAGAAGCCAUGGAAUCGCUGGAGAAAGGGAAUUUCAAAGGUGUGACCAUCAAUCCAGAGAGUACGAAAGGCCAAGUGAGGAUAAAUCUCCCUCAAUUUUAUCAAAGUUUGGUGGAUAAUUUACGCUCCAGACUCUUUGCUUUAACUGCGAGCAACAGACCUGCAGCUUCAUCACAGUCAGGUGAAUUUGAAACUCUUGUCUCUGAAAUUGACAUCCUGAAUUCACAACACUGGCCAAUCAAUGUGGACAGUCCAUGGUUUGAAGGUGAAGUGAAGAUGGAGCAACUGUGCAAAAGAUUCCGUCUCAGCUAUGCAUCCAUCUGUGAAGGUUUCAGAGACUACAUUGAUAAUGGUGGUGCAGAGAUUCCUGAGAAUCUAAAACCAGUGGUGACAGCAGUUAACAGUCUUCCAGUGACAUCCGGUGAUUGUGAAAGGGGCUUCAGUACAAUGAAUUUGGUGAUGUCACCCAUAAGGAGUGGGCUUGGCAUUGAACGCCUGUCUUCUCUUUUGUUUAUUAGUCUCAUUGGGCCUCCUGUGCAUUUAUGGGAUCCUUUACCAUACGUCACAAAAUGGCUGACCACACAUCGCAGCGCAGAUGAUACUAAAUCUCGAAAAGUUGAUAAUCUUGCACAGCAAGGGCAACGUUAUUCCAGUUUGUGGGAUAUUUUCUAA